CUAGCUAGGGUUUUAUUACUUCCACUGCUCUCUCAACAAAUAUAAAUCCACACUCCAUAGCCGCUUUCUUCUCUUCGCCAGGUUCCUUCAUCUUUGUUCUCUAGGAAAAACUCUGAAGAGAGUUCCUUUAAGAGGUUUCCAACAUGAGUAAGCUUUCAGGGGAUACAAUUCGUGAUGCGGUUGCUACUAUCAAAACUGGUGUGAAUAACAAGCCUCGCAAGUUUGUUCAGACCAUUGAGCUACAGAUUGGAUUGAAAAAUUAUGACCCCCAGAAGGACAAGAGGUUCAGUGGCUCUGUUAAGUUGCCUCACAUACCCCGUCCCAAAAUGAAGGUCUGCAUGCUUGGAGAUGCUCAACAUGUGGAGGAGGCAACAUCUAUAGGCUUGCAAUGGAUGGACGUUGAAGCAUUGAAGAAACUAAACAAGAAUAAGAAAUUGGUCAAGAAGCUUUCCAAGCAGUACCAUGCCUUUUUGGCAUCAGAGUCUGUCAUCAAGCAGAUUCCUCGGCUUUUAGGCCCUGGUCUCAACAAGGCAGGAAAGUUUCCCACCCUCGUGACUCACCAAGAGUCAUUGGAGUCUAAAGUUAAUGAGAUCAAGGCAACAGUGAAGUUCCAAUUGAAGAAAGUCCUUUGCAUGGGGGUUGCUGUUGGUAACUGCGACAUGGAGGAUAAGCAGAUUUUCCAGAAUGUUCAAAUGUCCGUGAACUUCCUUGUUUCGUUGUUGAAGAAAAAUUGGCAAAAUGUCAAGUCCCUGCACCUAAAGAGUACCAUGGGUUCACCAGUCCGCCUCUACUAAGCGAGUUCUAUAUUACGACAUUGUAGUUUUGGAAUGCUUAGAAAUGUCAUCCCUUUUCUGAGCAGAGCUUAUAAUUGUUUUCUGAAAGAUGAAAUUAUGUCCUUGGAUUUUAUCAUUUCAUUUCUUUUUUGUUUUGAAUGCUUAGCCUUUAAUCCAGACCUAUUAUGUUUGAUAGAUGUGAACUUUUUUUCCCUUCAAAUCUUUACUGUUGCAGGACGUAUCUUG
Molecule: messenger RNA, 1019 nt
Organism: Populus euphratica (Euphrates poplar)
Lineage: Eukaryota; Viridiplantae; Streptophyta; Magnoliopsida; Malpighiales; Salicaceae
Product: 60S ribosomal protein L10a-2-like
Exons: 6
Coding region: 144-794 (216 amino acids)
Biological process (GO): translation
Cellular component (GO): large ribosomal subunit
Molecular function (GO): RNA binding; structural constituent of ribosome
Source: RefSeq, a predicted model, not a curated record